ACAAUGUCAAUACAACCUUGAUUUUAAACGUCAAAAAAAGAACCUUGUGAGAGAGAAGGUCGUUUAUUAUAAUUUUUUGAAAACAUUUCGAUCGAAUUAAAAAUGGCUUCAUUAAGUAAAAAACUAUUAGAACAACUGAAAUCUGCAGAAUUUAGAAAUUAUUUAAUGAGCACCCAUUUUUGGGGCCCUGUAGCUAAUUGGGGUAUACCGAUAGCAGCUAUAUCAGAUUUUCGAAAAGAUCCCAAAUUUAUAAGUCCGGUAAUGACGGUUGCUCUUUGCUUUUAUUCAGCUAUUUUCAUGCGUUUCGCUUGGAAAGUUAAACCCCAAAACAUGCUCUUAUUCGCAUGUCAUUUUACAAACGAAGGAGCACAAUUGGUACAACUAACUAGAUGUGUAAAUUAUAAGUUGAGCAAUAAGAAUAAACCAAUGGACGUCUCAGAUAUACAAGAAACUGCAGCCGAAAAGAAACUUGAAUAGUUAAAUUGAAUUUGUUAGUAAAAAAAUUGUGAGAUUUAUAAAAAAUGUGAUCUGAAAAGUGUACAAAUCCUUAUGAAGGGCAAAGAAGUAGUGCGUUUAUUAUUAAAUUCGAAUUUUAGUGUCUUUUCAACUGAAAUACAGAAUUAUUUUUGUUCUAAAUACAAUUAUAGUAUAAAGAAAUGCCACCAUCAAGAUGCUAUAUAAAGUUUCCAGAAAUAAGAGAAAAAUGAUGAGAAGCAUAAGAGAAAUAAUAAGCUGAACUAAACAAUUAGUUGCAUUAAAAAUAUGACCUCGAAAUGCAAAACUUUUCCUUACGCCCCUUUAUUGAUACAAAUAUUGUUAGGUUAUGUAAAAUAUUCCAUCUUUUGAAGGUGGUGGGGUAAACCGCCAAUGGUUGCCAAGUUUACGACCCUCAAUGUAGUGAAAUGUAGUUUAUAAACGACCUCUUUUUCGUAGAAAAAAAAAUAUAUAAUUUAACAAUAGCGAAUAUAGGUAAUUGUAAAGAACAUUUUACACGCAGCGAUAAAAACCGCACAAAAUUAUUAACUCAAUUUAAUGUGAUUUAUCGAUCUAAAUUUAUGAAACAUCUCAAAUAAAAGUAUGUACAUAUUUUACAUACGUAAGGUGGUACACUGCCAGCUCAAAAAUCUAUCUUCUGUGCCUAACUUCCAUUUUUUGUAAAUACUUUCCUUGUUAUGUUAUUAUGAAAUAUAUUUUUUUUUAUUUAAAUAUG
Molecule: messenger RNA, 1210 nt
Organism: Diorhabda sublineata
Lineage: Eukaryota; Metazoa; Arthropoda; Insecta; Coleoptera; Chrysomelidae
Gene: Mpc1
Product: mitochondrial pyruvate carrier 1
Exons: 3
Coding region: 103-477 (124 amino acids)
Biological process (GO): pyruvate import into mitochondria
Cellular component (GO): mitochondrial inner membrane
Source: RefSeq, a predicted model, not a curated record